This is a messenger RNA of Cataglyphis hispanica, 1365 nucleotides long. Its product is annotated as nuclear speckle splicing regulatory protein 1. Lineage: Eukaryota; Metazoa; Arthropoda; Insecta; Hymenoptera; Formicidae. The record is from RefSeq and is a predicted model, not a curated record. Bases 132 to 1283 code for a protein of 383 amino acids. The transcript is spliced from 2 exons. Gene Ontology annotation, biological process: regulation of alternative mRNA splicing, via spliceosome.
AUGUGUGCUGACGUUCGUGCGUCAAAAUGAGUGGGCGACACCUCGACAGAUCGAGUGACCGUUGAUCGAGUGGAAACGGAGAGGAGCCAGAAUGGAGGAAAAGAGAAAGCAUUAAAUUGGACUUAUACGUUAUGGCGAUAGUACGAAGAUAUGGUCUUUUGCGGAAAAAGGAGCAACAGAAAACAAUACCGAAGCUCAGUAAUGUUUUUGGAGAUGACAAUGCCUCUGAUGAGGAGGAUGGCACCGAUUGGGUCAGGAAAGCUCUUAAAGCAGAAAGUGAGAAGAAUAGAAUAAAAAAGCAAACAAAACUUGAUAUACAAAGAGCUCUAAAUGAGGACCCAACAAUUUAUCAAUAUGAUGAAGUGUACGACAAUAUGGAACGGAGCAAAAGUCAAUCGGAUGUCAAGAAGCAGAAGGAAAAGAAACCUAGGUAUAUACAGAAACUCCUAAAAACAGCUGAACGAAGAAAGAAGGAACAGGAGCAUAGAGUAGAGAGAAUGGUACAAAAGGAACGUGAAGCAGAAGGUGAGAUGUACGCAGACAAAGAGAGCUUUGUCACAUCGGCAUAUAGAGCAAAGUUGGAAGAAUUUAAAGAAAUGGAAGAGGAGGAAGCCAGAAUAAGUAGAUUGGAAGCUAUCGGAGAUGUGACAAAGCAGCAAGAUAUGUCAGGUUUUUAUCGUCACUUAUAUGAGCAAACUACUGAUUAUAAGAGUGAAAUUAAUGAAGAUAAAAAUAAAACCAAGGAAAGGGGUGCCGAGCAAAAGGAAAAGAACAAUUCAACAAGUGACACAAAUGAAGAAAAUGAAAAUACAAUAAUGAAUAAGACGGCCAAUGCAACAGAUGAAAUACCAAGAGCAGUUAUAAAAUCUAAAAAAUCAAGGCAAUAUAGGCAAAGAGCAAUAGAAACAUAUGAAUCUGAUUCUGAAACUGAAACGAGCAAAGAAGAGUUAAAACAAAAUCAGAAUAUUAUUUCAACAAGGAGCAAAGAUACAUCAGAAAUACAUGAACCAGAAGGAAAGAAACAAAAAUUAGAUAAAAAUAAUAUAAAUACAGUUGAAAAUAUCAUAGAUGUUAAGAAUAAAGAUUUAAAUGUAAAGGAUCUGAAUAUACCUCAAGAUAGCAAAAAAAUUGAUUCAGAAAAUGAAGUCGAGAAUGAAAAGAAGCCUGUUGAAAAAAAGGAUAGAUCCUCCAUCUGGAUAAAAAGAACAGUAGGUCCUUUAUUCGAAGAAGCAUUACAAAGAUAUUAUGCACGGAAAGCGAAGAGGUUGACUAUUGUGAAUUAGAUUGUAAUUAACUUAAAAUUAUUUGUCAUAAUAAUAAUAAUAAUAAUAAUAAUAAUAAUAAUAAUAAUAAUAAUAAUAUACG